Molecule: messenger RNA, 2606 nt
Organism: Marchantia polymorpha subsp. ruderalis
Lineage: Eukaryota; Viridiplantae; Streptophyta; Marchantiopsida; Marchantiales; Marchantiaceae
Source: the annotation of a GenBank genome assembly
GCCAGGCGACAGACAUGGUGGGCUGGGGUGGUGCGAGUGCGGUGGGGGGGAGGUAGCAGGUGAAUUUGCGUCUCCGGCAGGCGUUUCGUACAGCCCCUGUGUUCGGGUGCAGAAUCUCCUCACAUGGGCGCUUCGGUUUCAGGGCCUGCUGCAGAGUCCCUCGCAAAAAUGUGAUUUCUUCUGAAACGGACGAAGUGCGAAUGUCCUGAAUGUUUGCUGCGAUUCGGGGCUGGCAUUUUCUCUGGCAGGAGCGGCGAAUUUGAUGUAAACCAUGUGGAUGAGCUUGGAUGCAGCGGGGAUUGUGAAGUCGAUUCGAGGAUCUUGGAGUCUGUCUGGAUUCUGCUCUUGAUCCACUCGAGUCCGAAACGCAGAGUCCCUACCAUGUUGUUGACAUGUGUCGAAGAAGCCGUUUGACAAGAUUCGGAAGACAUGAGAGCUCAAUCAGCACACUCGAGAACUGUCGGAGAAAGUUUCGGAAGCCUCUGGUAUUGUGUGUAGUACAUUCAGCUGGUGUUCAGUCUCACUUCUGAUCGGAUCAGAGGACAUGUAUUUGAGGAGAAGAUGAAGCGUCAACUUUCUGGAAUAAUGAGAUUCUUGAAGAUUAGGCUCAAUGGGGCUUCCUCCCCCCGUAUCCGGAAAGGGAAGCCGCAGUUGCCUCUGCGUCAUCGUUAUUGGCCCCUAUCGUACCUGGUCGGGAUCUUGUUGUGUCUCAUCCUGUUUUCGUUGCUUGCUCAUAAGGUCACAUUACAAAAGGAAGAAAUGCUGCACGCUAGAACGGUUUUUGGAGACAACCUUCUCCCUACACCUUGGCAUUGGCAUGACAACCCAUUGGGUCCUCACGCUUUCACAUGGGAGCGCUCUGUAGACAUAAAAAAAUGCUCCUUCCAUAGUUGGAUACCAACUUUCCCCCGUACGGCGGGUAGCCUGGAAGCAAGACCAUCAAAUUCUUCAUGUCCCCAAUUCUUCGAGUGGAUCCGGUCCGAUCUUGCCCCAUGGAAGAAAUCGGGCAUCACUAAGAGAAAUGUUGAAGUGACUAAAGACUCCGCUGCUUUCAGAGUAACGAUAGUGAAAGGAAGGUUGUACCUGGACGUGUAUUACUCUUGUGUGCAAACCCGAGCUUUGUUUACUGUGUGGGGUAUUUUGCUGCUACUCGAGAAGUACAAGGGACUAGUUCCAGACGUAGACCUCAUGUUUGAUUGCAUGGAUCGACCUCGCAUAUCAAGGACGGAAACUUACUCAGAUCUAGAAAGCCCGCCAGUUCUGUUUCGUUACUGCAGCACCAAAAGUCAUUACGAUAUCCCUUUCCCAGAUUGGUCUUUCUGGGGCUGGAGCGAAACAAAGUUGGAACCAUGGGAUGAGCAACGAGAGAAAAUUGCGAAGGCUUCUGCUUCUACGAGUUGGAAAAGUAAGACCCGGAAAGCAUUCUGGAGAGGGAAUCCUGACGUUGGUUCACCUCUUCGGAUGGAAUUGCUUAAAUGCAACAAUGCUUCUGGAUGGUACGCUUCCAGAUCGGAAAUCCAAAAUCAGAACUGGGAUGAUGAACGUGCUGCAGAGACCGAGAAUUGGAAGUCUAAGCUAGAGAACCAGUGCAAUCACAGGUACAAAAUCUACGCCGAAGGCUUCGCGUGGUCUGUGAGUUUCAAGUAUAUCAUGGCUUGUGGGUCUCCAACUUUGGCAAUAUCGCCCAAAUAUCAUGAUUUUUUCUCGCGCGGGCUGAAGUCGUAUGUUCAUUACAUGCCUGUCCGCCCUUCUGAAAUAUGUGCCAGCAAGCUCUGUCCGUCCAUCAACACGGCAGUUGAUUGGGCAGAAUCAAAUCCUAAAAAGGCAAUGGCAAUCGGCAAGACCGGGCAAGAGUUUUUGCGGAGAGAUUUGAGUAUGAAUAAUGUAUACGACUACAUGUAUCACCUGAUAUCAGAGUAUGCAAGAUUACAAACUUAUAAACCCGUCGUUCCAGAGAGUGCGGAGGAGAUAACUCAGAACUUCAUCAUGUGUCUUGCACAACCACAAUUGGGAUCUCUGUUGCAGAAGUCCAGAGAGGCAAUGAUAGUAGGUACAAUACCUUGUCAUAUGUCUAAUUCGAAGAAAGAAUCCUUCCAGACGAACGACUGGGAGGCCAAAGAACAGGAACAGGUAGAUUGGUCUGAGAAGCAAUGUAAUUUUAGAUAAGGAUCCGUUCCUCAUUUUACAGUAGAAGGUAAACACCGAAGUCGGUGUAGCAAUUUUGUCAGAGUCCUUGUACAAAUGUGCUGAGAAAUAUUUAUGUCGUCAUUAUUACUCCUCACCAAAUAAAGCAUAAAAACUAAGACCGUCUCACGAGCUUAAAAUUUGGAAGGGCAAACUACUUUAGGCCACUGUUAGAACGUAAAGUGCCUCAAGUCUCGUCCAGAAUUAAAAGUAUGGUGCCAAACAAGGGGUUUCCAAUUGUUGUGUUUCUUGAUGAGAGCCUCCCGUUCCUUUUGCCAUAUUGCCUGGCUUUUAGGUCAUAAUUGUAGAGGCCUAAACUUGUAGACAAUAGGCCGUGAUACAAAGAAAGACGUUCAUAGGCAUUUUUUGUAUGGUGUAAUCAUUUGCCAAAGUAUAUAUGAAUAUGCCAAACAAUGAGAUGU